Messenger RNA from Knipowitschia caucasica, 1545 nucleotides. The record is from the annotation of a GenBank genome assembly. NCBI's taxonomy places the organism in Eukaryota, Metazoa, Chordata, Actinopteri, Gobiiformes, Gobiidae.
AUGGAGCACAUGUCGUCUCCCGUGCGCUUCAGAAACAAGAAAGCUGCCACUCUCUCAGAAAAGGAGUUGGCCAGUUUGUCCAUUUCAAACACAGACGACUCCCAGUGUCCUUUCGCCAUGAGGGACCUGCCCCCCUGCAGCUUCUCUGACCACUCACUCCUCUCUCACCCCGCCUCAGUCAUUAACUCUGGGGCCGAGGUGACCAACAGCAGCCAGCCCAGGACCUGCAGUCUGCCCCGGCCCACUCCCCUCAGCCAGCCUGGGUCUCCGGUGGUCCCGCACAGACCCGGCAGGUCGGGCUCCAGCGCAGACUUCAGCCCGGCUCUUAGGAGGCAGUUGGUGUCUGUGGGGUCCCUGGACUCGCCCCUCAGCCCCUCCUCACGGCCGCAGAGCCCCUGGGGACGCUUUGACCCCUACGACUCGCCAGAGGAUCAAGACAAAGAGUAUGUGGGUUUUGCGACUCUUCCAAACCAGGUCCACAGGAAAACAGUGAAAAAGGGCUUUACCUUCACUGUCAUGGUGGCUGGGGAGUCUGGUCUCGGUAAAUCCACCCUCGUCAACAGCUUGUUCCUCACAGAUUUGUACAAAGACAGAAAAGUCCAGAAUGCAGAAGAGCGCAUCAGUCAAACAGUGGAUAUUGUCAAACACACGGUCAGCAUAGAAGAGAAAGGCGUCAAGUUAAGACUGACCAUAGUGGACACUCCGGGGUUUGGAGAUGCAGUCGACAACACAGAAAGUUGGAAGCAUCUGGAAGAGUACAUAGACCAGCAGUUUGAGCAGUACUUCAGAGACGAGAGCGGACUGAACCGGAGGAACAUUCAGGACCACAGGGUUCACUGCUGCUUGUACUUCAUCUCACCCUACGGACACGGGCUUCGUCCCAUUGAUGUCCAGUGCCUCAAAGCUCUACAUGAGAAAGUGAAUAUUAUCCCCAUUCUGGCCAAAGCCGACUGCCUCACAGCAGCAGAGAGGCACAAGAAGAAGAUGAAGAUCCGAGAGGAGCUCAAACACUUCGGCGUCAGCAUUUACCAGUUUCUGGAGUACGAUUCUGAUGAAGAGGACGACUUGAAAAGACAAGACCAAAUCCUCAAGGACAGCAUCCCGUUUGCGAUCAUCGGGAGCAACAUCCAAGUGGAAAGUAACGGCCGGAGAGUCAGAGGGCGACAGUAUCCCUGGGGAGUGGUGGAAGUGGAGAACCCAGUGCACUCAGACUUCCUGCUGCUGAGGAACAUGUUGGUUCGCAGCCACAUGCAGGACCUGAAGGACGUGACGCGGGAGUCGCACUACGAGAACUACAGAGCUCAGUGCAUCCAGAGCAUGACCCGCCUGGUGGUGCACGAGAGACAGCGCAGGUACCAGGGGUCAGGGUUCAGUUUACGAGAGAAACAUCGAGAGGGAAGCCUGGCAGAGCUCCCUCUUCCUUUGGGCAUCGACCCUGAGACGGAGAGACUGAUAUUUGAGAAAGAUGAAGAGCUGAGGAAGAUGCAGGAGGUGCUGGUGAGGAUCCAAGAGCAGAUGAAGAGCAGCCACAACGGGAGCAGCUGA